Daphnia carinata is the source of this 2200-nucleotide messenger RNA. RefSeq names its product SET and MYND domain-containing protein 4-like. The record is from RefSeq and is a predicted model, not a curated record. Lineage: Eukaryota; Metazoa; Arthropoda; Branchiopoda; Diplostraca; Daphniidae. Gene Ontology annotation, molecular function: protein binding.
GGCUGGUGUUUAGUUUCAGCCAACACUUUCUCAUAAUUCUACCUUUUAACAUUUUUUUAUACAGGAAGUUUACCCGGACAUGAACUUCGAUUCCAUGUUCCUUAAGAUCUCCCAUGAUCUCAAAAAAAUGGGAGAUGGCAGAGAAAUAUCAAACUGGUUUUCUGUUUGUUCAACUGAUACCCAACGUAUCUCCUUUGUCAUGGGACUGGAAGCAGUAAAAGCUUGUUUUCAAGAACACCUAUAUCUUGUCAAAAAAGAGAUCUCUUCACCUUGCAAAUCUGAAAAUUUAUCUACAACCCAUUGUAUUGAAGGAGAUAAUUACCAUAAGAAGAAGCUCAUUAGGAAAUCAAUCUCCUCUUAUAAUCACAGCAUUCUUGUUGGAGAGGGUGAAGCAUUAGCCCUGGCCUACGCCAAUCGAUCGGCCGUAUUUUAUGACAUGGCGGAUUGGCUCCAAUCACUAAGAGAUAUCCAACUUGCAUUUGACCAUGGCUAUCCAAGGCACUUGGAGCAUAAGCUACGUGAACGACAAGGCAACUGCCUGCUAGAAUUGGGAUACAUUGGUCAAUCAUUCACUAGCUUCAGCAUUGCCAAGGAUUUGCUUACCUUGGCUCCGAACGCUCAGCAAAAAGUCGUUGACAUCGCCUUGAAACUAAAACAAAUAAAAAACAAACAAAAGAAAUCAAAAAAAUUGGGAGUAGAGGAAAAUGCAUCAAUGUCAACUGUCAAGUCAAUCGAAGAAAUCAUUAAAAAGAGGAGAUCGGCGCCUGAUUUGCAUCAUGCUAAGAACCCUCUCUUACCCAGCGCAUCAGUGUCAGUUGAACUAAUGGACACUGCAGAUCGAGGUCGUUGCCUCGUUGCUACUGAAGACCUCCAAAUAGGUGAUACUAUCAUCGCGGAGAAGGCGCACGCUUCUAUACUACUGGAGGAGUUCAAGGAAUCCCACUGCCAUCAUUGCCUCCACUGGACCCCGGGGCCCGUCCCUUGUCACAAGUGUUCUCAGGUGGGAUUCUGUACAACGUUGUGCCGUGACGAAUCUUGGGCAAGCUAUCAUCAGUACGAGUGCGGGUUGUUGGACUUGCUGUAUUGCUGCACGCGUGAUGUCAACACAGGUCAACACGGACUAUUGGCUCUGCGCACUAUUCUUAAGGCGGGAAGGCAGAAAGUGUCCGUUGAACAGGCGAAAUCCCGUGCAUCUAGAAGCUCUGCUGGAACGUUGUUCGACUCGGCUGACUAUGGAGCUGUUUAUAGUCUCGUCGGUAACACGGCUCAGCGUUCCGAGGCAGAUCUUUUCCGGAGGACCAUUAUGGCUGUCUAUUUGACGAGCUUCAUUCAGCAAAGUGAAGAAAAAGAGCCUGAUGUCGAGAUGGCCGCCGCUCUACUUCAUCUUCUUCAAAGUUAUCCUUGCAACGCCCAUGAAAUCUCUCAUCUGGCUGUUCCCCUUCCUUUUGAACCAUGCUCGCAGCGGCAGUUAUUGCAGUUGCAACAGGUUCGACCUUGUGAAGUUGGUGCCGCAAUCAUGCCUGUUGUGAGUCUCAUGAAUCACUCGUGCAAUCCUAAUGUUGUUCAUGUUUCCUACGGUGAUGUGAUGGUCGUCAGAGUUAUUCGCCGGAUUCUCAAAGGAGAGGAAAUCUUCGAUAACUAUGGCUACCAUUAUGCAACCCAUGAUAAGAAAGAGCGUCAGUUGAAGCUUGGCCAGCAAUACUUCUUCCGUUGCUAUUGUCAGCCAUGUGUAAAAGACUGGCCUCUAUAUGGAGAUGCUCUGAAACUGGACAAUAGGUUGUACAUUUCAGAUGCACUCACCAAGGACAUUAAUGACUUUAAGAGACUUGUAUGUUACUAUCCGGAUGGUCCAGACAAGUUGGAAGAAUCAGUACAAUUGUUCACUGGUUACUUAGAUACCAUAGAAUCAGAUCGAUCAAUCAGCCUCCCUGUCCAGGAGUAUAUAAAAGUUCAAGAAGUCCUGAAACAUUGUUUUGCUCUUUCAGCUACUUUGAGUCCUCAUCUUCUUGUUUGACCCAAUGUUGGCAGAUUUGGUUCAGUGCCGAUGUUACUGUUUAAGCCUUAAAGAUGGUGGCUCCUUUUUCGUCUUGUGUAAUUUAGUUUACUUCUGUGUUUUUUGCCAUGACAUAAGCACUUUUUAAUUUUUAGCACUUUAUCGGUUUCCAUCUAGAAAAUUGAAAUAAACAAGAGUGGAACUGUA